AUGCAAGUUGCAAGCACCCUCUCCCGAGCGGAGACAUGGCGUCUGUUGGUCCUCGUGGGGGCCGGUCUCGGCAUUCUGGUCAACACGUUCCAGGGCGAUGGCGCGCCGCUGAUAGCCUCGAUUGCUCUAUCUGCCAUUGCUUUUGCGGUCGCUUUCAGCAUGAUUCGAUGGCUCGGGCCUGUGUUUCUCACGGCAGGUAUCAAAGGAAAAGAUAUGGCUAAACCCAGAAAGCCUGAAAUACCGGAAACAAUGGGUGCGGUUUGUGCUGUGGUUUAUCUACUUUCUCUUAUUGUUUUCAUUCCCUUUGCCUUUUACAAGGAUAUUGUCGCGGCAACCUCGGGUGGAGGAAAUCGAGACGUUGUUAUUGAAGACCAACACAUUGAGACCGGGCGCUACCUGCACAGAUUUCCUCAUGGAAAGCUCGCAUCAUACCUCUCAGGUCUUCUGUCCUUACAAUCCAUCAUUAUUCUUGGGAUUGGGGACGACUUGCUUGAUAUUCGCUGGAGACACAAGGUUCUGAUUCCUGCAUUUGCAGCUAUCCCCAUGCUAAUUGUUUACUUUGUGGACUUUGGCGUGACACAAGUCGUUGUUCCCGUUCCUUUGCAACGGUACCUUGGUGAUUUUAUUGACCUCGGAUGGCUGUACUACAUGUACAUGGCAGCCGUGGCAAUCUUUUGCCCAAAUGCCAUCAACAUGCUGGCAGGUAUCAAUGGUAUUGAAGUUGCGCAGUCGCUCGUCAUUGCGGUCCUACUGCUUUUUAAUGAUGCCAUGUACCUCGCCCCCUUCACGCCAUACCCACACCCGGCCACCGAUUCCCACCUGUUCUCGAUUUACUUCUUGCUGCCAUUCAUUGGCGUUUCAGCCGCGCUUUUGUGCCACAACUGGUACCCUUCGAAGGUGUUUGUCGGUGAUACCUACUGUUACCUUGCAGGCAUGGUGUUUGCUGUUGUGGGUAUUCUGGGCCAUUUCAGCAAGACCUUGUUGCUGCUGUUUGUCCCACAAAUCUUCAAUUUCCUGUACUCAACGCCUCAACUCUUCCAUAUAAUCCCCUGUCCGCGUCACCGACUCCCCAAGUUCAAUGCCUCAACUGGUUUGUUAGAUGUUUCCGUUACAGAAUGGAGCAUCCCCCCUUCCCCGUUGGUUGCUACAGCUCUUGAGCUAUUGCACACAUUACGACUGGCGCGCGUUUGGAAGAAUGAAGCCGGUCAAAUUGUGGAAUCUACAAACCUGACAAUCUUGAACCUUUGGCUUGUGUGGAUGGGGCCAAUGAGGGAAGAUCGACUUGCAUGGCACAUGGUCUUUGUUCAGACCGCGUGUGGAUUUCUAGGUCUUUUCGUUCGACAUCGUCUUGCCUUGCUGGUGUUUAACCAGGACAACAGGACAUUCGAAUCCGUUGCAUAG
Penicillium canariense is the source of this 1401-nucleotide messenger RNA. Its product is annotated as UDP-N-acetylglucosamine--dolichyl-phosphate N-acetylglucosaminephosphotransferase. NCBI's taxonomy places the organism in Eukaryota, Fungi, Ascomycota, Eurotiomycetes, Eurotiales, Aspergillaceae. Gene Ontology annotation, biological process: dolichol-linked oligosaccharide biosynthetic process; protein N-linked glycosylation. The coding region runs from base 1 to 1401 and encodes 466 amino acids. The transcript is spliced from 3 exons. The record is from RefSeq and is a predicted model, not a curated record. Gene Ontology annotation, molecular function: UDP-N-acetylglucosamine-dolichyl-phosphate N-acetylglucosaminephosphotransferase activity. Gene Ontology annotation, cellular component: membrane.